Leptosomus discolor (cuckoo roller) is the source of this 3494-nucleotide messenger RNA. The record is from RefSeq and is a predicted model, not a curated record. Lineage: Eukaryota; Metazoa; Chordata; Aves; Leptosomiformes; Leptosomidae.
AGUUAUGUGAAGGACCAGCUAGAAGAACACAGAAAAUCAGAUGCGGAACAGUAUCUUAAGAAUCUCUAUGAUCUAUAUACAAGAACUACUAAUCUGUCAAGCAAAUUGAUGGAAUUUAACUUGGGUACUGAUAAGCAGACUUUCUUGUCUAAGCUUAUCAAAUCCAUUUUCAUUUCCUACUUGGAGAAUUACAUUGAGGUGGAAAUUGGUUAUUUGAAAAGUAGGAGUGCUAUGAUUCUGCAACGCUAUUAUGAUUCCAAAAACCACCAGAAGAGGUCCAUUGGCACUGGCGGUAUUCAAGACCUCAAAGAGAGAAUAAGGCAAUGUACAAACUUACCGUUGGGGCCAAGUAUUGACACACAUGGAGAAACUUUUCUGUCGCAAGAAGUGGUGGUUAACCUUUUGCAAGAAACUAAACAAGCUUUUGAAAGAUGUCACAGGCUCUCGGAUCCAUCUGACUUACCGAAGAAUGCUUUCAGAAUUUUUUCUAUGCUUGUAGAGUUCUUAUGUACUGAACACAUCGAUUAUGCAUUAGAAACAGGCCUUGCUGGCAUUCCCUCUUCUGAUUCAAAGAACGCAAAUCUUUAUUUCUUGGAUGUUGUCCACCAGGCCAAUACUAUUUUCCAUUUGUUUGACAAGCAGUUCAAUGAUCAUCUGAUGCCACUGAUCAGUUCUUCUCCUAAAUUAUCUGAAUGCCUUCAGAAGAAAAAGGAUAUCAUAGAACAAAUGGAAGUGAAGCUGGAUAUGGGCAUUGAUAGGACACUGAAUUGUAUGAUUGGACAGAUGAAGCACAUCUUGGCUGCAGAGCAAAAGAAGACAGAUUUUAAACCAGAAGAUGAAAACAAUGUUUUGAUUCAAUAUACUAAUGCUUGUGUUAAAGUCUGUGGCUAUGUUAGAAAGCAAGUGGAGAAGGUCAGAAAUUCUAUGGAUGGUAAAAAUGUCGACACAGUUUUGAUGGAGCUUGGAGUUCGUUUUCAUCGGCUUAUCUAUGAACACCUGCAGCAAUACUCCUACAGUUGCAUGGGAGGCAUGUUAGCUAUUUGUGACGUGGCUGAAUAUAGGAAGUGUGCCAAAGACUUCAAGAUUGCACUGGUGUUACAACUCUUUGAUACCUUGCAUGCACUUUGCAAUCUUCUGGUUGUAGCCCCGGAUAAUUUAAAGCAAGUUUGCUCAGGAGAACAACUUGCUAAUCUGGACAAGAACAUCCUUCACUCCUUUGUUCAGCUGCGUGUUGAUUAUAGGUCUGCUCGUCUUGCUCGUCACUUCAGCUGAGAGCACGGAAAGAAAUGAUGUACCUUUGGGCAGGCCUCAGUUGUUAGAAAGCACAGGGAACGAUUUCUUACCAAACCAUGGUUGUAACUUUUGUGGGAUGAUGACUGUUCAGAAUAAAGCAGCAGCAGCCAUAUUUAAACGUGACUAUGUAGAAGGCGAGCAGGUAAAAAUCUGAAUGAAAUUUCAUGUAAGCUAAAGUUCUCCCAGUGAAGAAUUUUGCAAAAUACACUUGCUACUGAUUUUUUUUUUUGUUGGAAACAUGUUGGUGUAGGAAAGCAAGUGGUGCAUUGAAAGUAUUUUAGUCUUCAAUAUUGAAUUAUCAGAUACCAUUUGUUAGACUUGAACUACAGAGCAUAGCGUAGGUAAUGGAUUACAUAGACUAGACCAGUGUAAAAACAUUCUUCAUCAAUUUUAAUGACUUAGACUUCAGCACAGCUAAUCAUAAUCAAAUUAUCUUUGAUUGGUGUUUCUAAGUCAUUUCUUUCAUUUAAAACGUUAUCCUGCUCAAUGUAAUUUCUUGCUCUAAUUAAUUAGCUUGGAAUUUCUUUGAGAUGUAGGAGUAAAGGCAACACUAUCCCAGAAAGAUGUAAUUUAUUCAUUGUGUAGCAUUCUAAACGGAACUAAAGUGGUGAAAAGUUUUGGGGUUUUUUUUUUGGUUCUCUGGCUUUGGUUUGGGUUUGUUUUUUUUUGUACCUAAUAGUCAAGGGCCCACCGGAACACAUUGGCAUUGUAUGGUCUAGCGUUGUUGUUUCUGUUUGAUACUGGCACACUGAAUUUUAUAUAUGCUCCUAAAGUAAAUGCAGCUGCCUUGCCUAAGGCGUUCUUAUUACGAGGUGAAGGUGCCCAUUGUUGGGUUAAUAUAAAAGAAUUUUGUUCUGUCUCUUGUUUUGUAUGUAAAUAAAUUCAAAUUGUAAUGCAGUGAAGGGAUAAAAUGUACCCCAGUUUUUCAUACGUGGGAGGAAUGGACAGGGGCUCUAGCAGUAACCUAGAGUUGAAAAUUCCUGUGCUGAAGAUGAUUGAUCCUCAGUGGCUGAGCAGCAUAAAAUGUUGAAGUGUGCAAAAGCUUCUCUUCACUGACCAUAACUUUAAUAUUGGAGACAGGCUACUCUUGUGUCCGUUACGCUCCAGGAUUUAUUCAAGGUGUUUCUGAGGUGGACCCGUAGUGUGCAUAUAGUGAAUUGAAGCAACACAAUGUUUGGAACAUCUGGGGUAGCUUUUCCACAAGCAGCUGAAAACUGUUGUAAAUAGACCUGUUUGUUCAGAGUGAGCUCUUGUGGAAAACAGGUUGGAACUGCUGUGGUUUGUGUCUUCAGUCUGACUUACAUCAUCCCUGAACAAAUCAUCUGUAACACUUUAUUUCUGCUGUGGGCUCAGCGUAUGUUCUGGAAGCUUCUUUCUCUCCCAUCUUCAGAGCAGCAUUUCUAUACAUUUACUUUAUGGGUUGGCCAAAUAGAAUUAUUUUCCUCUUUUGUUAAUGAAUUCCCAGGUGUAGUCAAUGUUGACAGACUUGUGUGGAACUUCUCUUGGUCAGUUGAGGUUCUCCUGCUUCAUUUUAUAUUUAGCAGAGCAUUACAUCAGUAAACAAGAGAAGAGAUGCCAGACUGUGUCAAAGUAUUGGGGGAGACUGGCUGCUUGGAGCUGUGUAGCUCUAUUCCUUGGCCAUGGCAAAGCCACAGAGUUUUGGACGCUGGAGGAGGCACGUGCUUGUACUGCUGCCAUUUUUUUUCAAAAGCUCUGAUGUGAAUUCAGAUUAUACCUCUCUGUUACCUCUGUAACUGAAAGCCAACAAUUUUAAGGCUGUGGUUUUAUUAACCAAUACAAAAUCUUUCUACAAAAAAAGGUGUCAAUUUGUAAACACUUCAGAACAGUGAAAGUCAUCUUAAGAUUGCAGAUCACAGAAGUGCUUCAGAACUUGUUGUAUGAUUGUUUGAAUUAUUUUAAGGUUGUAUGAAAUGUAUUUACCAUAUUUCUUGCUUUAUUAGCUGUGUUUUCCAUGCAUAUGCGCAGUGCAAUAUUUUCAUUAUGCCUGUUAACAGGAGGCAGCAAGAAGUAGGUGAAAACUUAAACUUAGAUAUGUAAACUCUUCCUCAAUAAAAAUAAUUCCCUCCAGACACUUUUUUCAUUUCAUUUCCAUGUUCUUCAAAUAUCUUUCUACUCAAUUGUAUAAGCCCUUCUACUUCAAAAGAAAAAAAAAAAAAAAGAAUAAAAGUAAUUUUACUGAC